AUGGGCUCGUCAAGUGUGAAAGGAACACAUAGUACUUCACUUCAUUUCUUGGACCUACCUCUCGAGAUCCGCAGACACAUCUAUCUUCUGAUGCUCCACUUCCGAACAUCCGAUCAUUUGAGUCUUAUGUGUACUUGCAAGCAGAUUUACUGCGAAGCCCGAGAGUCUUUCUUCCGGCGACCUCUGAUUUGCCCUUCCCAAAACCAUCUCAUCGACUUUGUUCAAAAGGGUUCGAAGAAGGUGUUGGAAGACAUCACCCACCUUCAUUUGAGGUUGGAAGAGAUCGAAGCUCAUGCGAUGCAACCAUACCUUGCAAGUAUAGCGACAAGCGCUACCGUACCUCCAGCUCAGCAUCCAUAUCUUGUUGAAAUCAAUCGAAUUACAGGCGCCCUGACAGAAAUCAGCGGUAUCACUCGUCUAACUGUACUCGGACCAAGCGACACAAGCAAGAACAUACCGGGGAGCGUUGUGACCACUAGUAUCCUUCAGUGGGUGGUAGACCACUACCGCCAUCUCCAAGAUCUAAGACUCGAGGUAGAGUCUUGUCGCUUAGACAGCCUCAGUAGACUUACGAGAUUGCGCACACUCCGAUUAUCCGGCUACUCAGAGACAAGUCCUCUCAGAGCUGCAGAUGUUUGCAGCAGGCUUGCAUCCUUGGAGGAUCUACACAUCAGUGGUCCAUCACGAGCAGUACAGACACGGCAGAAGAACGGCAUACAGUCGCGGAUUGUCCAGUCGGUGUCGAACCACAUGUUUGAACAACUCAAACCCUUGAAGCGCCUAAGAAUCAAAGAGGUCAUCGAUUUCAAUUCACAUGGUGAAGGCAGCGGCUUGCUAACAUUCAAAACCGUCAGGGCUCUCUACGAAAUUCACAAAGAUAGCCUUCAAGUGCUUCAUAUCUCGGCAAGUGAGACGCCCUCGGGGUCUUUUGUUGCAUACUUGUCGGCCUUCCUAAUAGCCGCCCCGGACUUGCAAGAGUUACACCUGACGUGGCCAGGCCUGGACGACGAUUUUGUGGACAACUUUCCGAACUCGGUCCGGCGGCUGAAGUUGACAGUGUCGUCGCCUGCGCAGGCACAGACUAUUGUGCAUCGGUUGGCCGCCAUGAGGUAUCGCUUGAGAUAUCUCCAACGAAUCAAAUUCAGCGUCAUCAACGUACCGACAACCGUCUCGAGCGAGGAAUUCAAGCAACCAUCUUCGAGUUUUGGUCUUCCGAUUCCGCACCUAGCAGUGUAAGUUUCGUUGCUUCCCUUGCUGAUGUCCUG
This is a messenger RNA of Exophiala oligosperma, 1265 nucleotides long. RefSeq lists its product as uncharacterized. The transcript has 2 exons. The record is from RefSeq and is a predicted model, not a curated record. Lineage: Eukaryota; Fungi; Ascomycota; Eurotiomycetes; Chaetothyriales; Herpotrichiellaceae. The coding region runs from base 1 to 1236 and encodes 411 amino acids.